AUGGUACAUAAUUUCGCCAACGUGCCCGAAGGUGUAUCCUCACUCUUGGAUACGGAUCUCUACAAGCUGACUAUGCAAUGCUGCAUUCUCAAGUUUUUCCCAGAUGUCUCAGUCACAUAUGGCUUCACCAACCGCACGCCAGAAAAGAAGCUCAACCGCGCGGCUUUCAAAUGGCUCCAGGUGCAAGUUGCGAAGCUCGAGAACAUACGUGUCACCGACGAUGAACUCAGCUUUCUGAAGAAGACUUGUCCAUACCUGAACGCACAAUACCUACAUUUCCUGUCGACAUUCAGACUCCAACCUUCGAAGCAGCUGAGAUUAGAGUUCAAUGUUACAGACGAUACCGGCGCCGACAGCGACCUGGGCGACUUCCGCAUACACACCGAAGGCCUUUGGCUUGACACCAUCCUCUACGAGAUCCCACUCCUCGCCCUUGUCAGCGAAGCAUACUUUAAAUUUGUUGAGACAGAUUGGAGUUAUGAAGGCCAGGUCGACAAGGCAUACCAGAAAGGAUGCACAUUGCUUGAAGGCGGUUGCAUUGUUUCCGAGUUCGGAUCGCGAAGACGACGCGACUACCACACCCAAGACCUGGUAUUGCAGGGUCUCCGCCGGGCUGCAGAUGAGGGGCAGAAGGCUGGUUGGCCAGGCAAGCUGACAGGCUCGAGCAAUGUCCACUUUGCUAUGAAGCACGAUCUUCUACCCAUCGGAACAGUUGCACAUGAGUGGUUCAUGGGCGUCGCUGCCAUUACAAAUGACUACGAGAAUGCAAAUGAAAUUGCGCUGGAGUACUGGACGGCCACGUUCGGGGAAGGCGUCUUGAGCAUUGCGCUUACAGAUACGUUUGGCACACCGACGUUCUUGAGGGCGUUUAAGAAGCAGAUUCCAGCGGUCACAACAGCUAUACCAGGAGGUGCCACCACAGUGCCAUCUGCAGUAGCUACAACGAAUCCUGAUGCUGUGCAAUCAAUGGCUUCUACCAAGCCGCCGAUUGAAGCUCCCAUUCAUGAGACUGUGGGGCCACGCAAGACGUAUGCGCAAACCUUCGUCGGAGUUCGCCAAGACUCUGGAGACCCUCUAGAUUUCAUCAAGAUGAUGCGUGAAUUCUAUGAUAGAGAAGGCAUCCAAGACAAGAAGACGAUCGUCUUCUCUGACUCGCUGAACAUCGAAUUAUGCUUCAAGUACAAGGCAGCAGCCGAAGCACAAGGCUUCCAGCCUACAUUUGGUGUCGGAACGUUCCUGACUAAUGACUUCGUAGAGAAGUCGACAGGUAAGAAAUCAGUGCCCUUGAACAUCGUUAUCAAGAUCGCUUCGGCAUCGGGCCGCCACGCGGUCAAGAUCAGCGACAACAUCGGCAAAAAUACAGGUGAUAAGGCAACAGUGGAUGACGUGAAGCGCCGGCUUGGCUAUACAGAGAAGGAAUGGGCUGGCGGUGACGAGAAAACAAGAUGGGGCAGCUCUGCCCAGCCAGCUGCGAAGUAA
Messenger RNA from Parastagonospora nodorum SN15, 1479 nucleotides. RefSeq lists its product as hypothetical. Lineage: Eukaryota; Fungi; Ascomycota; Dothideomycetes; Pleosporales; Phaeosphaeriaceae. The coding region runs from base 1 to 1479 and encodes 492 amino acids. Gene Ontology annotation, biological process: NAD+ biosynthetic process. Gene Ontology annotation, molecular function: nicotinate phosphoribosyltransferase activity. The record is from RefSeq and is a predicted model, not a curated record. The transcript is spliced from 3 exons.